Molecule: messenger RNA, 1446 nt
Organism: Phytophthora sojae
Lineage: Eukaryota; Oomycota; Peronosporomycetes; Peronosporales; Peronosporaceae
Exons: 6
Coding region: 1-1446 (481 amino acids)
Molecular function (GO): NAD binding; NADP binding; oxidoreductase activity
Source: RefSeq, a predicted model, not a curated record
AUGCGACUGCGGACGUCGGACUCCGCUAAAGCAGUCAACUCUCGGGCUGCCAAGAGGAACAGCCUGAAGGAACCCAUUGACGAGAGCGUCGGGUUUGUGAAGAAGCUCUACCUGUGCACGCACGGAGUCAAGACGAAGCCUCGCGGAAAGGGAAAGCGACCGAGGCAGCACUAUCGCUACAUGGGAUGCCCCGCGAUGAUUCGAGCUUGCAUUUCGGAGCGCAAACCGAAUGAUCCGGAGGGACAGGGCAGGAGCAAGUAUGUGGUCCGUGUUGUGGCACAGAUUAACAAACACAACCAUCGUCUGAGCGAGCACCUGUUCAAGUCGUAUUCGGAAAGCCGCGUUGUGAUCGACGACGAGCUGGUCGUGCCAAACCCUCCGAGCCGAGCGAAGGAAGAGCACGUUGUUGCGUCUCCUCCUGCCGCGACGGUUCCACCUGUAGAACAGCAGAUCGCUACACCCGUGCAUCCGGAUCUGGAGGACCCGACCUUGAAGACGAACCCGCUGUUUCAAGCCCAGACGCUCGACCUCAUUACGCCUUCCCGAGUCAAAAUUCGUGUUGGCUGGAUUGGAACAGGAAUCAUGGGUGCUAGUAUGUGUGGGCAUUUGAUGAACCACGGCUACGAAGUCACUGUGUAUAACCGAACGCUCUCAAAAUGCGAGGGGUUACGGGAAAAGGGAGCGAGGGUGGCUGGUUCCCCUGCUGAAGUAGCCCAGAAUUCUGACAUCGUGUUCAUCAUGGUUGGCUACCCAAGCGACGUGAAAUCGGUGGUGCUUGAUCCGGACUCGGGCUUGCUUUCUCGAAUGAAAGCUGGCGGUAUCAUCGUCGAUAUGACGACUAGCGAGCCUGCGUUGGCCAAGAAGAUCUAUGACAUCGCCAAAGAUAAAGGUGUGUCGACGCUGGAUGCUCCAGUAUCUGGAGGCGACGUUGGCGCUCGUGACGCAACGCUGUCUAUCAUGGUUGGCGGUGAUAUGGAUUCGGUUUACGUAACGAUGCCAUUUCUGAGCGUUAUGGGCAAGACCGUUCGCCACAUGGGACCCGCUGGUGCAGGGCAGCACACGAAAAUGAUGAACCAGAUCCUGAUUGCCACGAACAUGAUUGGCGUCGUAGAAGGUCUUCUAUACGCGAAGAAAAGUGGCCUCGACAUGGAUGAAGCUAUUCGAGCCGUGAGUGCUGGCGCGGCUGGUUCGUGGUCGAUCAGCAACAUGGGACCUCGCAUCGUCAAGCGUGAUUUUGAUCCUGGUUUCUUCGUGGAUCAUUUCCUCAAGGACAUGGGCAUCGCUUUGAAGGAAGCGGAGAGGUAUGUCUAUACCGUUUUAAAUGACGUGCUAUGGCAGGAUGAACCUAUCACUCCCUGGGCUUUCGCUGGCGCAUCAAUUGUACAUUGCUGUAAAGGUACAUUGGGCUUUACGUGCAACAUCAUUCUGUCUGAAUUGACCAACUGA